AUGUUAAGAACCAUUUAUCUGCAAGGAAAUCACUUCGUGGGUGAUAUUCCAGUAUCCGUGGUACAAUUAAGAGGUAUUGAAGUACUAGAUUUGUCUCGCAACAACUUGUCCGGGCAGAUCGUGUUCCUCAAAAACUGUAUCUUUAUUGCGUACCUCAACCUUUCUUACAAUAAUUUUGAAGGUGAGGUUCCCAAUGAAGAAAUCUUCAGAAAUAUUAGUGCCUUUUCACUGGUAAAAAAUACCAAGCUUUGUGGUGGAAUGAAAGAGUUGCAAUUGCCUGCACGCGCUCCGUUGGAGAAGAAGAACCAGAUGUCUACACAACAAGCCUCUUUGGACCCACCUUUGCCAAACCAAUAUACAAAACUCUCGUACGCAGAUCUUUUUCAAGCAACUGAUGGGUUCGCUUCAUUCAACUUGGUUGCUGAGGGAAAAUAUGGUUCAAUUUUCCAAGGUAUUCUUAGUUCAGAUGAACAAUUUGUUGCUGUGAAGGUGCUUAACCUUCAACAACACGGAGCCAUCAAGAGUUUCACAGCUGAAUGUGAAGCAUUAAGGAGAAUUCGUCAUCGGAAUCUCGUUAAGAUUAUCACUUCCUGCUCAAGCAUAGACUUUAAAGGUGAUGAUUUCAAGGCUUUGGUCUUGGAGUUGAUGCCAAAUGGGAGUUUAGAAGGAUGGUUGCACCCAAGUAAUCCUAAGUUGCAAGACCCUAAAAUUUUCAACCUUGGUCAAAGGCUAAACAUUGCCAUCGAUAUAGCCUCAGCCUUGGAUUAUCUACAUAGUCAUAGUGAAGUUGCAAUUAUUCACUGUGAUUUGAAGCCGAGCAAUGUUCUUCUUGCUGAUGAUUUUUGUGCUCGUGUGAGUGAUUUUGGACUUGCAAGAAUUCUUUCAAAAACCCAUUGUUCAUCUAAUCAUCAACAAUCAAGUUCAAUUGGGAUCAUUGGAACACUUGGAUAUAUUGCCCCAGAGUAUGGUAUGGGUGGCUUGUUAUCUACGCGAGGCGAUAUGUAUAGCUAUGGAGUCUUGUUAUUGGAAAUGUUCACUGGAAAAAGACCUACCAACAAAAUGUUCAGUGACAGUUUCAACCUUCAUAGAUUUGUAAGAAUGUCUCUUCCAAGUCAAGUAAUGAGUAUUGUCGAUCACUGCAUUUUACUGGAAGUGGAGGAGGACCGAAAUAGAAGUGGCACAAGCAACAUUGCAAAAGUGGAGGAUUGUUUAGUGUCGAUCCUUCAAAUUGGUGUUUCAUGUUCUGCUGAACUUCCAAGUGAGCGAAUAGAUGCUAGAGAUGUUCUUAUUGAACUAAAUAAGAUUAGAAAUGCAUUUCUUGCAGUGACCGGACCAUGA
Rhododendron vialii is the source of this 1338-nucleotide messenger RNA. RefSeq names its product receptor kinase-like protein Xa21. Lineage: Eukaryota; Viridiplantae; Streptophyta; Magnoliopsida; Ericales; Ericaceae. The coding region runs from base 1 to 1338 and encodes 445 amino acids. The record is from RefSeq and is a predicted model, not a curated record. Gene Ontology annotation, biological process: protein phosphorylation. The transcript has 3 exons. Gene Ontology annotation, molecular function: ATP binding; protein kinase activity.